Messenger RNA from Periophthalmus magnuspinnatus, 1048 nucleotides. RefSeq names its product B2 bradykinin receptor-like. The transcript is spliced from 2 exons. Gene Ontology annotation, cellular component: membrane. The coding region runs from base 44 to 1048 and encodes 334 amino acids. Lineage: Eukaryota; Metazoa; Chordata; Actinopteri; Gobiiformes; Gobiidae. Gene Ontology annotation, biological process: neutrophil chemotaxis; G protein-coupled receptor signaling pathway; immune response. Gene Ontology annotation, molecular function: bradykinin receptor activity. The record is from RefSeq and is a predicted model, not a curated record.
CCAGAAUCCCAGUUGGAAAAUACCUUGCAUUGGGACCAUCAACAUGGACAUGCCAACCAGCUCUCCCAACACCUCUGAACAGGACUGUGACUUCAGUGUCCUCAACACCUCCUGGGUCCCUCCGUACAUCUACACCAUCUCUGCUCUGGGCAUCCCCCUCAACCUGCUGGUGCUCCUGGUCUUCCUGCUCCACCGGCAGAAAUGCACCGCCACCGAAAUCUACCUGAGCAACUUGGCUGCUGCCGAUCUCCUCCUCGUGGUCCUCAUGCCUUUGUGGGCUGUGAAUGAGGCUAAUAACUACCACUGGACUUUUGGAGGACCCAUGUGUACAAUUCUUUCUCUUCCAAUCGUCAUGAACUACAACUGCAGCAUCUAUUUUCUCGUUCUGGUUUCCAUUGACCGUUUUUUUGCAUUGGUGUACCCACUAAAGCAAUGCAUACUGCGUAGACGUAAAUACGCAAUGUUGGGUUGCUUUUUGGUUUGGUGCUUGGGUUUGCUGCUAAACAUCCCAAUUCUUAUGUGCAGAAAAGUAAAAUUCCAAGAUGACUUACUGUUUGAUGAAAUCAAGGAAUACAUAUGCAGUGUGGAUUGUUACUUUAAUAUCUUUGUUUCAUAUGAUGUGAUACAAACCAUUGUUGCAUCUGUUAUUCCUCUUUUGAUCAUUUUAUUCUGCACUGUUAAGAUCGUCCACGCCCUGACAAGAAGGCCCAGCAACAGAAACAGCACACAACAAAUGGAACACAAAGCCACCAUAUUAGUUCUUACUGUGUUUCUAGCUUUCUUUAUCUGCUGGUUGCCAUUCAGCUUAACGAGAAUGACAGAGCUAGCUGUAUUAUUCGAACUCAUUGAGGAAACGUGUAACUUCAGGUGGCAUCAAUUGUACAGCUACAGAAUUAUCUUCCUCAACGUUGGGUUUUUCAAUAGCGCCCUUAAUCCCGUCCUUUAUGUCAUCGUGAGUAAAAAUUUUCGUAAGAAGAUGUGGGAGGUGGGAAGAGGGCAAAGGUCAAUGAGACCAUGUCCAACAGGCGGAUUACCACAAGCUUCCUAA